AUGCCGGAUGAUUCUUUGAUUUGGCACUUUGAAGCUAACGAAGAGUUCUCGGUGAGAUCCUCCUAUCACUUGUGUAUGAAGGCAAAGACGGACAAGUCUCCUGGCCCAUCAAGCGCACCUGAUCCAAGGAUUUGGAAAGACAUUUGGAGAGCUUCGGUUAACCCGAGGAUCCGAAAUUUCCUAUGGAGGGUGACGAAGAACAUUCUUCCUACCAAGGACAAUCUGUGGAGGAAAGAGAUUCAACUGGAACGUUCUGUUAAGUGGAGAUAUACCCAGCAUCUAACUAAUAUGCACCAUGAUGUUCCAGAUUGGUUAGCUCAUAACGAUUUGCUAUAUCAGAACAUUCGGAAAGAUCCAAUUAUGUUAGCUGUGGAUUCCUUGAGGAGUGUGGAAGAGUUUAAUAGAUGGAAUCCAUAUUGGUGUGCCCAUAAAAAGCUGGUAGUGCAGACGAAUUAUCUUGCGGUGAAUAUACAUGUGUUACAGGUGGAUGCAGGUGUUUUGCCAUCUGGAAAUGUGGCUUAUGGCUGCAUCUUUAAGGAUCCUAAUGACAAAGUUAUCCUGGAAGCUUGCAAAAAGGAGUCAUUGAUUGUUGAUCCCGCUGUAGCGGAGAUGCUUGGAAUACGCUGA
Molecule: messenger RNA, 627 nt
Organism: Vicia villosa (hairy vetch)
Lineage: Eukaryota; Viridiplantae; Streptophyta; Magnoliopsida; Fabales; Fabaceae
Exons: 2
Coding region: 1-627 (208 amino acids)
Source: RefSeq, a predicted model, not a curated record